Messenger RNA from Zophobas morio, 791 nucleotides. Its product is annotated as endocuticle structural glycoprotein SgAbd-8-like. Gene Ontology annotation, molecular function: structural constituent of chitin-based larval cuticle. The transcript is spliced from 4 exons. The record is from RefSeq and is a predicted model, not a curated record. Lineage: Eukaryota; Metazoa; Arthropoda; Insecta; Coleoptera; Tenebrionidae. Bases 112 to 714 code for a protein of 200 amino acids. Gene Ontology annotation, cellular component: chitin-based extracellular matrix.
AGAAUCGUGGUGGCGCUCUAGAAGAGUGGAGCUGCUCCAGUAGAGAGGGUAUAAAUACAGAUUUCUCUUAUCGACAAUUUGUAUAUGUGUUAGUCCCUCUCGAGCAUCAUCAUGAAGUUUUUGAUCCUCACGAGUUUCCUAAUCGGAGCGUGUCUCGCUCAAGGCCCACCACAAAGACGCCCAGACCAAUACGAAGACGACCAGCAGUACCAACCGCGGCCGCAGCAUCAGCCACAGCCGCAGCAGCAACAGAAUCAAGACCAACGCCCAAGAGCACACGAUUCCACCACGUUUAUUCCCAUCAUAAGAUUUGACAAGGAACAGGGCGCUGAUGGAAGCUACAAAGCAGCAUGGGAAACCGGAAACAACAUUAUCGCCCAAGAAGAGGGUUACAUUAAGGAUUUGGGACCAGAUCCAGACUCCCAAGGCGAAAACCUAAACGCUCAAGUACAACAAGGAUCUUACACUUACACAUCUCCUGAAGGCCAAGUCAUUACAGUAAAUUACAUUGCUGAUGAAAAAGGAUUCCAUCCCUCGGGAGAUCAUUUACCCACCCCACCACCUGUUAGUCCAGAAGUACAAAAAGGCCUUGAUUUAAUUUAUGCUGGAAUUAAGGCCCAACAAGAAGCUGACGAAAGAGAAGCCCGUGACAGACCCCAAGGACCUAGGAACAAUGGGCCUCCACAGGAGUUUAAUGGACAGUUUCGACAGUAAUUUAUAGAAACAUUCUGUGAUUUAUUUUUUAUGUUCAAUAAGUAAUUUUAAAUAGACUGAAUAAUUCGCUCAUUUAA